Molecule: messenger RNA, 1083 nt
Organism: Chironomus riparius
Lineage: Eukaryota; Metazoa; Arthropoda; Insecta; Diptera; Chironomidae
Source: the annotation of a GenBank genome assembly
AUGAAUCCAUUGAAUUUACUCACUGGUAUCGUUGAUCAUGUGAUUGUCUCGCCUAUAAGUUCUGUAAUUGAAGGCAUAAGUGAAGCGACUUGUGCAAAAAAUCAUAAACCAAGAAGUGUUGAUGAUUUUUCUUAUGACUUGGAAAAUUGGAUGAAAAAACUUCCAGAUUCAAUUCGAGAUAAUGUUCCAAUCAUUAAUUUGGCAAUUCCUGGAACUCAUAAUUCAGGUUCCUAUGCCAUAAACUCGAUGUCUGCGAUUGCGCCAGAUGCAGAUGGAAGUACACCAGGUUUGCAUAAAGCUUUUCCGAAGAGAAUAUGCUGCUGGGCUAAAACCCAAGAGUAUAAUUUCAAGCAACAGCUCGUCAAUGGAAUCAGAUAUUUUGAUCUAAGACUUGCUCCAAAAGGUGAUGACAUUUAUUUCGUGCAUGGAGUCUACAGCACUGAAGUCACAAAUCCAUUGAAAGAGAUAUCGGAAUUUCUUAAGAGCCAUCCGAAUGAAUUUGUAUUUUUAGAUUGCCAGAAGUUUUAUAAAUUUGAACUUCAUCAUCAUGAAAAGUUCAAGGCCAUGCUUUUGAGUUUAUUUGGUGACGUAAUGUUUAGCAGUCCGAUUGAUUUGCCGUACUUAACACUAUCUAAAGCUGAUGAUCUACAGAAGCAGGUGGUUGUAAUUUAUCGUAAUAAUACCAACUGUAGUGAAACUUUCUUCAAGUCUGGAUACUUUCCUAAUCCUUGGGCCAAUGUCACUAGCACAGAAAAGCUAAAAGACUUUUUGGAUAAUAAAAUUAAAUCAAGAAAUCCAGACACUGCUUAUUGUACCCAACUAAUUCUGACGCCCGAUGGCAAUUAUAUUGCAGCUAGGUUCCAUUUGUCAUUAAAAAACACAUGCUCAAGGCAUGUGAUGAAAGAUUUGGGUCCAUAUUUGAAAUCACAAACUCCUGGUCCAUUUGUAAGAGGCGAAGCUUCCAAAAUAAAUGUGAUUAUCGCUGACUUUGUGGAACAAGAUAAUAAUUUUUUUACCAGAACGGUCGUGGAUUUGAAUAUGAAGCUUCUGUCCUUAAAUUUUGAUGGGAAAUCCAGUAUUUGA